AUGGAUGGUUCUAGUAUGAGUGCGCUAAUGGUUUCAAGUAAUGGUCACUUUCCUGCUACACAGGCGCUACAGCUGUGGGAAAACGGUGUACUGAAGGAAAGGGAAGGAUCAAUGAUGGAUGCGAUUACGUGCUACCGACAGGCGUUGAAACUGGAUGAAGGUGUCGAGAAAACGUAUCGGCGUAAAGUUCUCGAGGAUUUGCGACUUGCAAAGCAGUUGCGGGAGUUGAAGAUUGAUAAUGGUUCAGGGGGAGACAAGAAUGAAGCUGAGACGGAGAUAAUGGCCGGGGAAGAGGGACAUGGUACAUUAAAAGACCAAGAAGCGGAAGAAAUAAAGCCUUGCUGGAUUUUGGAUAUGUUACCAAAAGAAAUUUUGUUGCAAAUUGUACACCAUGUGGUCCGGACUUCGUCGGAGUCGUGGUUAAACUUGUCCUUGGCGAAUUCCACUUUCAAUGCACUCUGUUUUGGAGAUCCAGCACCUUAUAAAACGUUUGCGCACGACAUUUAUGCGCUUCAACACUACGACGAGGCGUCUAUGAUGCUGAAUGGCGUGUCGAAUCUGGAUUCGCUUGAGACCACACUUUGGCAAGGUGACUGCGCCAAAAUGCUACGCGAGAGGCCAUACGUCAAGUUUGAAGGCAUCUACAUAAGUACCGUGAACUAUUUACGCCACGGCGCUAACCCCGAGGGGUCACUGUCUCUGAUCAGGCCCGUCCACAUGAUUACCUAUUACCGGUAUUUCAGAUUUUACCCAGAUGGGACUUGUUUGCGACUACUAUCCACUGAUCAGCCCUCUUUUGUCGUCAAAUCCUUCGCGCAUGAAAACAAUGUUCGGCACGCUGAGAUCUGUCAUUGGUCUCUCAGUCUGGAUGACAACUUCAGCCGAUUGGUCAUAACUCGCAGUAACGAGAAAUACAGGUUUCAAGAAACUUUAGAAAUCAAAAAUCAGGCACACAAAAGACAUCACCGAUUUAUGUGGGUAGAAUCCUGUGCUUUCGACAAAGAAGAUAAAAGAUUGGACUUCGGAAUGAGAAAUGAGAAACCUUUCUAUUUUUCAAGAGUCAAAUCCUAUGUUACAAGACAAUAG
This is a messenger RNA of Lachancea mirantina, 1086 nucleotides long. NCBI's taxonomy places the organism in Eukaryota, Fungi, Ascomycota, Saccharomycetes, Saccharomycetales, Saccharomycetaceae. The record is from the annotation of a GenBank genome assembly.